Messenger RNA from Macrosiphum euphorbiae (potato aphid), 531 nucleotides. Lineage: Eukaryota; Metazoa; Arthropoda; Insecta; Hemiptera; Aphididae. The record is from the annotation of a GenBank genome assembly.
AUGUACCUAGCUCAGACAACACAUCCAUACAAAUAUUUCACACACAUUUCCACUUCGUACACAACAUACUCGACUUCCCGUCCUCAGUGGGUAAACGAUACGGACGACCGGCCGCCCGUCUCCGUCGCCAGAGCAAACCUUUUCACCGGUGUCCACGGCCGUCCACCGUUACCCCUGAGGCCCGAAAGCACGGGGACUGGACAAAGGCGUCCGGCGGAGACUCGCUACCUUCGACCUAGUCCAGGACACGCCGUGUCCCAACUCACCAUAAACGCAAACGGCGACGACAACGACGACGACAACGGCAGCAGCGAUCCAAUUCCUCGACUUCUCGUCAACCUUUUGAUUACAUCUUCGAUUGGACCGCGGCUGGGCUCGACGUCUGCGGUUGUGUUCAUGGCCCCCGUCGGAUCACUGAACUGCGGCCGCCCCGGGUGGCACCACUGCGCCGUCGCCGCCGCCGCCGCCGCCACCACCGCCACCUGCCGACCAGUGUUAUCAGUCAGCCUUGGUCGGGUGGGCCGCCUCUGA